AUGAUGAAACGCCAAGUCCAAGACGGGGACAAGUUGCGUCUAGACAAAAAGCGUGCGAUAGAGAAAGCGAUGGAAGGAGCUACAGCUAUUCCAGUGACAGCACGUGGUGACUUUGAUCAAUUAGAGUCGACGUUAAAUUAUGAAGAUGCGUCAUCGCGUGCGGUGAACGCGUAUGACAGUGAAUAUGCCAAGUCAGGGAUUUCCGACCCGGUAGUCUUUGUGACGACGUCUCGCGACCCAUCGAGUAAAUUAAAAGAGUUUUCAAAGGAAAUCAAACUGAUCAUUCCGAACUCGACGCGAUUGAAUCGUGGCAAUUUACAAGUGAAGAAUUUAGUGGAGACUUGUAAGAGUCAUGAUGUGACGGAUUUAGUGAUUGUUCAUGAACAUCGAGGUAUCCCCGAUGGCUUAAUAGUCACUCAUUUCCCUUUCGGCCCUACAGCAUACUUUGGCCUUUAUAAUGUCGUCUCGCGUCACGACGCCAAAACAAAGAAGACCCUCAGUCAAACGGCACCACACCUCAUCUUCGAUAACUUGACAACUCCCCUUGGAAAACGGUUCGAAAUGAUUCUGAAGAAUUUGUUCCCCGUCCCUAAACCCGAUACUAAAAGAAUUAUGACCUUCGCUAAUUCAAAGGACUAUAUUAGCUUUAGACACCACGUCUAUGAGUAUAAUGAAGAACAUCAACUCGUUUUACAGGAAGUCGGGCCAAGAUUCGAACUAAGACCAUAUCAAAUUAAACUCGGAACUGUUGAUAUGAAGUACGCAGAGAACGAAUGGAUCUUAAGAAGCUUCAUUAACUCCGCAGCUACUCGAACACUCCUUUAA
Molecule: messenger RNA, 825 nt
Organism: Entamoeba invadens IP1
Lineage: Eukaryota; Evosea; Mastigamoebida; Endamoebidae
Product: brix domain containing protein ZK795.3, putative
Exons: 1
Coding region: 1-825 (274 amino acids)
Biological process (GO): rRNA processing
Cellular component (GO): nucleolus; small-subunit processome; Mpp10 complex
Molecular function (GO): rRNA primary transcript binding; snoRNA binding
Source: RefSeq, a predicted model, not a curated record